This is a messenger RNA of Papilio machaon (common yellow swallowtail), 2254 nucleotides long. RefSeq lists its product as uncharacterized. Gene Ontology annotation, biological process: signal transduction. The transcript is spliced from 9 exons. Gene Ontology annotation, cellular component: cytoplasm. Bases 419 to 1588 code for a protein of 389 amino acids. The record is from RefSeq and is a predicted model, not a curated record. NCBI's taxonomy places the organism in Eukaryota, Metazoa, Arthropoda, Insecta, Lepidoptera, Papilionidae.
UUUGUGCAAUUGACAGAUUCCUCUUAUACUAUCCGGUGCUUAGUACAUUUAUAUGAUGAGCAUCAUGUCAUGCGUUGCGUGCGCGGGCCGGGGAGGUCGCGCGGCCGGCGCCGGUGCCAAACCGCCGCGACGAAGGAAAAGUGGUAUGUCAUCGGGCGGACUGCCGGUUACUCUCCGCGCCUCUGAUCCAAUUUUAAAUAUCAGCCGAUAGUUGUGCGAGCGGGGCCGGCGCGCACGGUCACUCUCUCUCGCGAGCUGCCCCACGCAGCACUUCACGCGUCGCAGCACGCACCGCCUCCUGCGGCACCUCACGCGCAUCCUACUGUCUCCCAGUCGCAGAAUUGUGUACUUACACUAUAAGCCUUAUAACUAUUUAACAAUAACUAAGUAUGUGUCGUAGCUCCGAGUAAAACCAGCGAUGGAGAGGAAAAGGAGCCGGCGCGCCUCGCUCAGCGCGGAGCAGCGCCGGCGCCUCAGCCUGCUGCGGGCGGCCAGCGCGCCGCUCCCGCCCGACCCGGCGCCGGUGAGCCACCUUUACCAUUCGCUCCCCUGCCCGCGACUCUGCUGCCGCCAGAAAUAUGUGGUCAGCACGGACCGCAGCGGCGACAUUCACGUGCACGUACAGGGUGACUUGAGCCAACAGGACAAGAGAUGCGUCUUCCUCACAGUCCAUGAUUUAGGCACAAACCACUCAUCGUUGGUAGACUUCGUGAACUGUCCCGCGAUGGCCGAGAUCAAGGAGCGCUCGUGCUUCAUCCACGUGGACGUGCCGGGCCACGAGGAGAACUCGCCCGACCUGCCCGAAUCGUACCCGUUCCCGUCGCUUCAGACGCUCGGUGAGGACCUGGUGACGGUGCUAGACUUCCUGCGGGUACGGUACGCGGUUGGGCUGGGCGAGGGUGCAGGCGCCAACGUGCUGGCGCGCUGCGGGCUGGCGCACCCGGCGCGCCUGUUGGGGCUGGUGCUCGUCAACUGCACCGCCUCCACCUCCUCUGUGGCCGACGCGUUCCGCAGCCGCUUCUCGCGAUGGCGUGGCGCUGAUAUCUCACAUUCGGAGGAGGACUUCCUCAUCUACCAUAAGUUUGGACACGUGAGUUCUCUGCAAGAGCCCCUUCACUAUGGCUACCAGCAAAUCCCCGGUGAAGGGGAGCGCGAGCGCACAUUGUCCGAGUACCGGUCGCGGCUUCGCGGCAAUCUCAACCCGCACAAUCUCAAGCAGUAUGUUCGCGCCUUCAUCAACCGCAAGGACCUGGUGCUACGUGGCUGCCGGCCCGACUUGCUUCUGGUAACAGGCACGCGCAGCCCCUACGCCUCCGUCGUCGAGAAGAUGUACCGCGACCUCGACAAGGAGAAGGUCACCAUUCUCAAGGUGGACAAUGCGGGCGACGUGCUCACCGAGGCCCCGGCUAAGGUGGCGGUGUCGCUGUUGCUGUUCUGCCAGGGCCAGGGCCUGCUGACCUCGCUGCCCCCGCCCGGCGUAGAGCGGCGCAUGUCGCGCAACAUCUCCAUGGAGGAGUACGACACGCCCAACAUCCGCCGGCUGUCGUUGACGCCCGCGCCCGCCACGGCCGCGAAUACAACGCCGUAACCCACUGGGGGCCAGCCGGACCUCUGUCUCCGAUUCGGUUUCGCCUUUGUCGUAAACCAUCUUGUCAUAUCUUGCCUUAAGUGUCAUUAUCUAUGCCUUGGUAUUUUUUCCGUAUAAACUGACAACCAACCAUGUUCAUGGCGGCACUCUCAUCGGCCCCGAGGUUUGCGGAACUCCACAGCCCGAAAAUAAUAUUGUUACGCUUUGAUAAGGGAUACCUUUAAGCUAAUUUAAGAGACAGUUUCACUUUGUACUAAGAGAAAGAAUGAAUGCUUUUGUCCGGCGCCGCUCCGAGCCAGAUAAUUACUAUCUUGUACUCAUAAACAUAUUUUAUACUUAAAUUUAAAUUUAACUUAUUUAAAGUUAUGUCUGCGGCAAUAGUGGUAACCACAAUAAUUGUGACAUACCAUAAGUGUUUGUCUGGAAAGUCUAAGUACAACUGUAUAUAGUACAUUAUAUUUUAUACAUCUCUUUUUGUAAAUCAUGUAAAAGUAAAGAUUUAUUUGACUCGCUCUAUUUAUUUGGUUCUACAAUGUGUUUUGUUAGGAAUUUGUGUCCAUCUGUGAACAGUAACAUAUACCGAUGUAUUUCUUAUACUCACUAGAUUCUUAUAUUUCUAUAUUACAGCAAUAAUAUUAUUUACUUGUGUUACCAUUCAUUUUUCAU